GGAAUUGGCUCGACAGCUCUCCUCCGGCUGCCGGUUCCUCCUCAAGUUGCCGGCAAUCCCCCCCAAGUCCCCCAAGUCGCGCGAUUGUUGGCACCACUCAACCGCAAUCAACCGCCAAACAUCGUUGCAACUGACCCAGAUCUCCAUCUCUCUCCGCCCCGUCUGGUCUGGGUUGGGCAACCGACUCUCUCUCUCUCUCUCUCUCUCUCUCUCUCUCUCUCUGACUCUCUCAAACACAUACGAUAGACAAUGUCCUCCACUACAGCUAUCCGACUAGCUGCGCGCCCUUCCUCUUGGAGGGGCACCAGCGCAUUGUCAUCCGGUCGUCCUCUCUCCCAACUCGCUUCCCUACCACGAAGAUCGAUAAACCCCUCGAUAAGCGGUAUGCGCCAGGGCACGCUUCGCCUAUCCAUCCACGACGGCCGUCUGUUCUUCUCGACCCAACCUCCCAAAGACUCCCCCGAGAAUAGGAACAAUAAGGAGACCGAAUCCUCCAAUGUCAUCUUCAUGCCACCACCUCCCCCGGCGCAGACCGAGGCCCCGUCGUCAGGGUCAGCCAAAGAAGACACCACCGAUGCCACCAACAAGUCCGAAACAGAAACACCCACAGCUGCUUCCGAGUCCGAAACCUCCAAGUCUUCCGAGUCCGACGUGUCCAGCGCUUCCACCAGCGACAGCGCCAACUCGUCCGAGACUACUACUACAUCAGAGGCCACCACAGAAAACGGCAACAAUGACACAGCCCAACCCGAGCUCCCCUCCCGUACCGAAGCCCACCGCGCCCGCCUCUCCGCCCGCUUCUCCACCAUAAUGGACAACUUCCAGACCCGUCUCCUAACCGCCACCCAAACCCUCAACGAUCUCACGGGGUACUCAGCCAUUGAGCAAAUCAAGCGGAAGAACGCCGAGCUCGAAGUCGCCCACGGGCAGGCUCAGUCUCGCUUGCGCGACGCCCGACACAAUUACAAGAGCUUGACCAUGCAUCGCGCAUCGACGCAGCGCGAGGUGACCACUCUUUUGGCUCGGAAGGAUACGUGGAACCCACUCGACCUGGAACGCUUCACGAGCCUGUACCGCCUCGACCACGAGCUGGAAGCGCAAGUGGCACAAGCAGCGCAGGAGUUGACCGAAGCCGAAACCGAAGAGUCGCGGUUGUCCGCCGACUUGAACGCCGGGAUACUCAAGCGGUACCACGAGGAACAGAUCUGGAGCGAUCGAAUCAGGCGGCAGUCGACGUGGGGCACGUGGGGACUGAUGGGGGUCAACGUUUUGCUUUUCCUGGUGCUGCAGUUCGUUGCCGAGCCGUGGCGAAGGAAGAGGUUGAUGAAGGGCAUUGCCGAGAACGAAAAAGGGGUGAUUGACGAGGUCAGACAUGAGUUGGGCCAAGUAAGGCAGGCGCUGGAGGCGAGUGGGUUGAGAGAGACGGCGCAUUUGGCGAGGUUGAUGGAGCAGGAGAGGGAGAUUCAGGCGUUGGCAUCUACUUCGUCUUCUGGGGACCCCCAGAGAGGAGGAGGAAGUGAAGGAGAAACUGAGAUGGACAUUGGCGCAGAGUUCAUGGCCGCCGCCGCCGAGGAGGCUGCGGAAGAGGCCGCCACCGCCCAACAACAACAACACCAAACACCAGAGACACAAGAACCGCAACAACCACCAUUCACAUGGAAGCAAACCGCCCAAAAAUGGCAACAAACGCUCUCGGACCCUCAACAAAUCAAGGCUGCCGUCGUCGACCUCUACAGCGACAGGAGGAUAGAUCUCAAGAUGCGGGACGUGUCGCUGCUGGCCCUGGAGAGCGCGGCGACGGGUGCGGCCGUGGUUGCCAGCGUUGCGUUUCUUGUUUUGCGCAGCAGUGGUAGCGGGAAGGCUUGAUUUGAUGUGU
This is a messenger RNA of Neurospora hispaniola, 1876 nucleotides long. Its product is annotated as Mdm33 family-domain-containing protein. The transcript has a single exon. The coding region runs from base 250 to 1866 and encodes 538 amino acids. The record is from RefSeq and is a predicted model, not a curated record. Gene Ontology annotation, cellular component: mitochondrial inner membrane. Gene Ontology annotation, biological process: inner mitochondrial membrane organization. NCBI's taxonomy places the organism in Eukaryota, Fungi, Ascomycota, Sordariomycetes, Sordariales, Sordariaceae.